This is a messenger RNA of Aspergillus chevalieri, 1287 nucleotides long. RefSeq names its product putative salicylate hydroxylase. The transcript is spliced from 2 exons. Gene Ontology annotation, molecular function: FAD binding. Gene Ontology annotation, biological process: secondary metabolite biosynthetic process. The record is from RefSeq and is a predicted model, not a curated record. Bases 1 to 1287 code for a protein of 428 amino acids. NCBI's taxonomy places the organism in Eukaryota, Fungi, Ascomycota, Eurotiomycetes, Eurotiales, Aspergillaceae.
AUGUCUGCAAAGAACUUCACCGUCGCCAUUGUGGGCGGCGGCAUCGGAGGUCUCUCUCUGGCCGUCGGCUUAUUACGACGAAACAUUUCAGUGCAGAUAUAUGAGGCGGCACCGGAGUUCAAAGAAGUCGGAUUGGGAUUGACCAUCGGCCCAGCCGCACAUCGGACGAUGCCCCUGAUCGAUCCGCAGAUCCGACACAUCUACGAUUCGCUCAUCACCACGCAUGCGGACAGUCCGGGGUAUGAACGGUUCCGCGAGACGUGGUUCGAAGUCGUUUGGGCGACCGGAAAUGAGGAGAAAUCCGGGGACGUCCUUCUAGAUCUCAAAGCAUUACCAUCAGGGCAAACUACGGUGCGUCGGGCGGAUUUUCUAGAUGCUUUAGUGAGUUUGAUUCCGCCGGAAAUUGCGCAUUUCGGAAAGCGACUUGUCAGUUUGGAAGAAACGGCAAAUGGAGGAGUAGAACUGCGAUUUGAAGAUGGCACAGCGGCCACAGCAGAUGUGGUCGUCGGCUGUGAUGGCAUUAAGUCCAAGGUGAAAGAAUCUAUGAUAUCCCCAGAAGAAUACCAGCGCGUCCUCCCGCGAUACAGCGGCAUGUAUGGGUAUCGAGCGGUGCUGGAUAUGGACACUAUGGUCAAAGCUGUUGGGGACCAUCGGGCGCGAGUGUCUACGAUGUAUGUAGGAAAAGGAGCAUAUGGGAUAUCAUAUCCGAUUAUGCGGGCGCAAAAGGUCAACGUGGGGUUGUAUGUCUUGAACGACGAGUGGAAUGAUUAUGCUUGGGUGCGUCCAGCAAGCAAAGAGGAGAUGCGACGUGACGCUGAGCAUAUGGGUGACUAUGUCAAAUUGCUUGUUGAGUACAUGCCGGACCCCACGCAAUGGGCUAUUUUCGAACAUCCUCACAUCUCAACAUAUGCUCGCUCUCGAGUCGCCAUUCUGGGCGAUGCUGCGCAUGCAUCCACGCCUCAUCAAGGUGCUGGUGCGGGGCAGGCCAUUGAAGAUGCGCACGUUCUAGCAGAACUGCUGGGCGAUCCCCGAGUGACUACUGCUGAGCACAUCGUGUCUGCAUUUAAGGGAUACGAUGCUGUUCGGAGACCACGAAGUCAGAAGGUCGUGACGACCAGCAAGGAGAAUGCGCAUCUGCUUUGUUUAUGCUUGAACGGAGUCGGGGAUGAUGAAGAGAGACUGAAGACGACAUUCCAGGAACGACUGCGGUGGUUAUGGGACGUGGAUAUUGAAGACCAGGCCGAGAGAGCGAGGAAUAUCAUGCUCGAGUGUAUAUACCAUUCAUAA